Messenger RNA from Oryza sativa Japonica Group (Japanese rice), 4986 nucleotides. The record is from RefSeq and is a predicted model, not a curated record. Lineage: Eukaryota; Viridiplantae; Streptophyta; Magnoliopsida; Poales; Poaceae.
AGUCCUACUUCCGCAGCAGCGCUGUGAGGAGCGCGGCAAUGGUGUCGAAGUUGCGGAUGAAACAACGGUAGUAGCCCGCCAAGCCGAGGAAGCCCCUGACAAUGCGCGUGUUCUUGGGCAGCGGUGGACGGAGGAGGCUAGGGUAGUUGACGCGGGAAGGAGCAAAAUCGACCAAUGCCGGCCACAUCUGGAGCGUACCGUUCCACGGGUUGAGUGCCGAGGGCCAAUUGGCUGACUGGCCACUGCUACUGGGUGGUUGGUACUGCUGGGGCGGUUGCUGCUGUUGUCCUCUGUUGUUGUUGUUGCAGCGACGGUUGCGGGUUACCUCCAUGUCGACUGGUGUUGUUGCCACGAUUUCCAGCGUUGCCAUAGCCAGUGGAGUGUGCGGGCUUGCUUCCUAACGGCACCCCCCCCCCCCGGAAGUGGAAGGUCGGUCUCCAGUGCCGGCGAGGAGAGCAGUAGAAGCUUAGCGAGGACGACCCUUCGUCAGAUCUUCGAGCAGAAGUUGAGCAUGUACUUCGGAAGUUGAGCAGAAGGUGACCGAAUUUUUCAUUCAAAUCUUGUAUUGCAGUUAGGGAAAGAGUGCGGUCGCCCACAUCACCCAAGUCAUCUGCCAUGGUCUUCAAGAGGCAGCAGUAGUCGUUGAUGCUCAAAUCAUCUUGGUAGAAGAUGUAAAACUCGGUGGAGUGGAUGAGAGCGCUGGACUCGCGGUUGCCCAAGAACUGAUAUUUGAGGCCACGCCACACGAUGCGAGCCGUGGUGUUGUGCGUCAUCACGGACUCCAGUAAGUCGAUGGAGAUGGUGCCGUAGAGCCACAGAACUACAACGCAGUCAGGGCCGGUCCUAUAAUUUCGAGGGCCCUAGGCAAACUCGACGCUAUAGGCCCUAAUUUUUUUUAUUUGUAAUAUAUACUCUAUAAAUCAUUUUUUUUUAUAAAGUGACAUUAAUAAACACUACUGAACAGUAAAUUACACAAUGCAAAUUGCGAUAUGGUAUUUUAUUCUUAAUAAAUAUUGCUGAUAGUAUAAUAAACAACUAAAAGAAUUGUAGAAACAAAAUAGUAUGAUUAUUAAUACCUUAAAUAUGAAACUGCAAAUAUACAAUACCUCUCAUAAAAAUCUCUGCUUCAAGCAUUUCUGACGCAACAUUCUGACGCCUGAAAUUUCCAACUAAAGUAAACAACAAGAACAUCAUUAGAAGUUUAUUGCACUAUAUCAACAGGAACAAAACAAGACCCUAACCUAAUUUUUGCACAAAACAAAACCCUAACCUAGUUAGAAGUCCUCACCAGUCACAGUCUAAAUAGAUGGUUAGAGGCAAAUGAGAUUAAGAGAAAAUCAAAUCAUUAGAAGUCCUCACCAGUCACGAUUAGGUUUCUGGCUGCCUGCCUGGAUGGAGGCUAGGGCGUUGGGAGCGCUAGCGCCUGCUGCUGCCGUCUCUGCCGGAGUAGAGAUUCCGGACUCCGGAGUUGUGACUGAUCACACUUGCGGUCACGCCGUCGUCAGUUGCCCUCGCUCGUCGGCGUCGCGUCGCGGACUCACUGUGUGGGGGCAUCAUUUGGCGUUGACGUCGUCGCGUCGGCUAUCGUCAGGAGGAACAACAAGCACAGAGAACGAACCGGCGCGAUGAUGCGUCGCUUCGAUUACGUCGCACUCUCGCAUCUCCUACUCUCCUUCCCUACUAAUUGCAUCGCACACGCUACGCCAACUGGGCUGCGGGGUGGCCUGCAAGGCCUGUGCAGCAGGAGGGGGAAUGGGGUGGGGGUGGGGGUUGAUGGGCCCCUGCUGGCCUGGGCCCUGGGCGGUCGCACAACCCGCCUAGGCCUAGGGCCGGCCCUGAACGCAGUCCAUGCGCAUCCAAUCUUGAUGAUCCGGCCUGUAGAGGUUGGUGAGGACAUGAUCGGCGAGCACGUACUUCUCGAGGGUGACGAGGAUGAGACCACACCAUUGCCGAAGUUGAGAUCGAGGGUGACGGGCACGAGAGACUUGAUGUUCAGCACCAAGACUGCCUGAGCGUGGAGAUUGGCGGUGGCGUCGUCGUCGAGGUCGACGUUGUAGAAGUUCUAGGCGGUAGGGGCAGAAGGAGCAGCACCGGUCAUCAGAGGGAUGAAACCACCGUAGCCGGGAGGAGGUGGUGGUGGUGCACCGGCUGCCGGAGGAGGAAGACCCAGUAGAGGGAGUGUUGCCGAUGUAGCGCUGGGCGUGAUGAAGAAGGCAGAGACGUCCUGAGCAGGCAGAGCGGAUGCAAAGGCGUCGGAGGUGCCGUAGAGGCCAUCGGUGGCAAGGAUGGCCGUGAGCUCCGGCGGUAGUGGGAGAGAGGUCGGCGGCAGUGUCGUGCCUGCGGGGGCAGUGGUGAAGAGCCUGGCAGACAUCGUCGCAGCCGUCAUGGUGGCAGUCGCGGCCGAGGAAGAAGAGUUGCCGCCGUGGUGGGUGUUGCCGGCGAUGGAGGUGUCAGUACCAGCUUCUCGAUGAAAGAGGCAAGGGCUUUCCUAGUGGCGCAGGCAACAGUGGUGGACGCCGUGUCGACGACGGAGGCGGCUAUGGCUAGGUCGACAUUAACCCUAGAUGAGGGUUGGAAGGCAUCCCGAACUGCCUUGGUGAUGACAGAUGUGGUGGCCUCAAUUGCGGGAGAGGGGGUAUGGGGAGCGUUGUUGGCCAUGGCAAAGGAGCCAUGCGGCGGCGGCGGCGGCGGCGGCUGCGGCAGCGGCGACAGAAGCGUGCACAGCAGAGGAGCGCAUGGCGCGGUGCGAGAUUUAGAGUUGGAGGCCGAAGCUAAAAGCAUCUGAUACCAUGAAAGCGUAUAAGUCAACACGAUAAUAGAUUGAUCAUGGAUAGAGAACAUAUAUAGGGACGGUGGACCCGUAUCUCUACCCGACUUAUAGGAACAGAAUCAGGAGAUAAUUAGGAAACCGAACCCAAUACAAAUAUGACUCUAACAGCCUCUGCCGCCCACUCCCACUCCCUCUACUUCUCCCGCGCCGCCACCUCCACCUCCCCUCACACCGUCCCUGUCGCUAGUUUUGCCGCCUCCCCGUCGCGCCGCCGCCUCCACACACCCCCCCCCCUGCCGCCAAGCGCCGCCUACGCCUCCUCAUCGCACUGCCACCUCUGCCUCCAACUCCUCCGCCACCGCCAUCGCCGAGCACUGCCCCAGCAACGUCCUACACUGCCGCCGCCAUUGCUGAGCGCCGCCAUUGCAUUCUUCGUCGCCAUUGUCAACAGCUGCUGCUGCGCGCUCUAUUGCCGCCGCCAUCGAAGAAACGCCGGUGGUGACAGAACAGACGUCAAGGAAGGCGGUGGCUGCAGCGACAAGAGGAGAGCCGUACGUUGCCAGGCCGUUCUUCGCUCAACCUCGCUGUUGUCGCGGGCUCCAAACCUAGAUGACGGUACAAAUCCAAUGGAGCUUUUGGCCGCUUGCUGCUCAUCACCUCUCAGAAACUUCAGGCUGUAAAAGGGGGGCCAAGGCUGUUUAAUGUUUAUGCAACAUCUAGUUCUACUGGUUGCUUGAGCUUCCCUCCUGAUGCCAGGAUUGAAGCACAUUGUGAAGUUGAAAGGUGCUCACUGCAAUCAUGUUGUACAGGGUCUGUCAAGUUCUAUUUGUCCCAGUUAGUUGAUGCUACAGAAAACUUCUCCGACGGAAAUAAAAUUGGACAAGGUAGCUUUGGCUGUGUUUACAAGGUCAACUGCACUUUUUGUUUGCAGUCAGGGUCAACUGCACGAUGGGCUUGAGGUAGCUGUUAAAAGAUGUUUUGAGUUACCUUGUUCACGUAAUCAAAUGGAUUUCCAAGAUUUGGAGUUCCAAAAUGAGAUUUGCUUCCUUGGGAAGCUUCAGCACACCAAUGUAGUUAAGCUUCUGGGAUACUGUAUUCAGGGAACAGAGAGGAUUUUGGUCUAUGAGUAUAUGCUGAUUGGAAGCGUUGAUACCUUCAUCUUUGGUGCAAGAACAAGAAGGUUGCAUCUGGACUGGUCUACACGCUCUCGGAUAAUUGAUGGGAUAGCUGAGGGACUGCUUUAUCUCCAUAAGCACUGCGGACUACAUAUUGUACAUGGAGAUCUGAAGCCAAGCAACAUUCUUCUGGACUCCAACAUGAAUCCCAAGAUCUCCGAUUUUAGCCUGGCUAGAAGGUAUAGUCCAGGUGUAGAUGAAGAGUACGCCGAUCGCAUACUGGGGUCAAUUGGUUUUAUUGCUCCCGAAUGUCGGGAAAGACGACUUUUCUCAACGAAGUCUGAUGUGUAUGGCUUUGGAGCAUUGGUUCUCGAGAUCAUUAGUGGAAAGCGAUGCUUUUCACUUGUGAGUGGAGAUUCUGGAGACGACUAUCGAUUUCUGAACAAGAGGUCAUGGCACUUAUGGAGAACAGGAAGAUUGAUCAAGCUUGUCGAUUCGCCCUCAGGUGAUGAAUUGGAGACGAGAGAGAUACUAAGAUGCAUUCACAUAGCACUGCUGUGUGUGGAGGAGAACCCUGCCAACCGGCCCACCAUGCAGGAGGUUGUUCUGAUGUUAAGCUGCCAGACUGCUCUGCUGCCUAAACCUCGUUGUCCAGCUUACCUAAGGGCGGAAAUUGUGUCGACACAUCCAUAGCAGUAUAGCACAGCUUUUACCACAAUGACAACUUAUGGAGCUUAGGAUUCAUGUGCAUGUAGUAUUGUUUUUCCAGCAGUAACCUUUUUGAUGAGGAUGUCAAAUUCUUGAGCUUUUGCCUACAAACACAAAUGGAUAAAACAUGGAAGGAGUCCAUAUUUUUGGAAGCUUCUUCAAGAUCGUGUUUGCUUUCCCUAUGGGGAUUGAGGCCCCUGUUCUAUCACUCUGAAUUUGAUGAACAGAUCUGCAUUCCAUCUUUACCACCUUUGUAUUAUGUAGGAGUAUAUGCCAAUAGGUGAACAGUGUACCAUAAUGUUUUACCAGCAUGGUAGAAGCAUAAGCAUGCAUGGAUGUUCACACUUUUCGUAUGGAACAAAAUUCAGCUGACUGCUUUGUUAUUUUCAAUCA